Messenger RNA from Laetiporus sulphureus 93-53, 525 nucleotides. RefSeq lists its product as uncharacterized. Lineage: Eukaryota; Fungi; Basidiomycota; Agaricomycetes; Polyporales; Laetiporaceae. The record is from RefSeq and is a predicted model, not a curated record. Bases 101 to 361 code for a protein of 86 amino acids. The transcript has a single exon.
GGUACAAUGCACAACUACAUUUGGGAGCGGGCUCUACCAACAACUUUGACGACGCUGGGAAUGCUGACUGCCGGCCCAUGUCGUUUGCAUUGCAUCAAUCAUGCAUACCGAUGAUAGAACGGUCGCUUCUCUCUCGGCGGCAAGAUGUAGAGCCGAUUAUGGUGACCACUUGUUUUCUGACAAGAUCAUGGUGAUGAGCGACCGUGGGCUGUUCGCAAGAGACACCGCCUCUUUGUUGGUGUACUCCACUCACAGAUGGGCAGCCUUCCUCUGCUUCAUCUGCUGCACUUGCCCUUGCGUCGUCCUUGGCAGCCGAAUUGCCCUAUUUGCAGUGCCUCUCAUUUACGGCCAUGCCCACUAAUCCCGGUUUGACCCAAUUUAUGCCUCCGCGCAGGGUAUGUCCGUGUUGUGACUGGCUUGACUCGUUGGGAUAUAUACUAAGUCUGCAUCUCUGGUUGAAGCAUUUUCCGCCACAUUCGCCCGAGACAACUAACUCUUGUUCCUUGGAAAGUGAAGAUGGAUGUG